ACGAGUUGACUUUGAAUGAAGCGCACGCGCGAAUCUACGCUCGUUCGUCGGUUGAAACGAAGUUGUAGUAACUGUGUAUGUUGUCCUUUGUGGCGAGUGAUCCUGGCCGAGCAUCCGUCGUGACGCGUGAAGUGUCUAAUCCCGAUCGCGGUUUUAACGAGCGUUCGAUCGCCGAAAAUUCGGACGAAGAAGCUCUUGCGCAAAUCAAUGGACCGUCGUGCCCCAUUCUUCUAGACCUGAUUUGGAACGGUGCGAAGAGAAACGAAAUUGGAUUAUUCAGUUUUAUCGCGACUGUAAAUUUAAAUUUACGAUCAACUUUUAUGGAUUAUUUUAUCAGGAUCAUUUAAUUUAAAAGAAGAAAGAACACAGAAGAGAGAACAGUGCCCGGACGAGGAGUACAAACGGGUCGAGAGCCGCGCAACGCAAAAGAAACAGAUCUUGAGAAGGUGUUUUUUGUUGUUAUUACGUGCGCGUCGUCUUUGACGGCUGCGAAGAAGUUGUUGGGAUGAGUGUAUGUAGUGCUGCUGCUGAGGGAAAAAAAGGAUUCGAUCGAGUUUUUCGAAAGUGAUCGCCGGAAAGCAAGUGAAGAAAGGAAAAUAAAUUGAUAACGAAACGAGAUAAUGUGGAGUGAAAUUUAUUCGCCUCUUUAAGUGCGUUGAUAAAAAAGAAAAUAAACCGGGCCGGGAAGGUGAAGAGAACGCACCUAAAACAACGAUCAUCUGGAUCAAAACAGAACGGGUGAGGUCUGAGAGGCCUGAUUCGGCUACAAGAAGACAGUGCAAAGCGAACAGUGAAACAAUUAUUAAAUCGGACAUGUUCAAAGCAAAUGUGUUGUUUCUCAAAUUAGUUGCCGGUUGAUGGGGGGUUGGAAUCGAUCUAGCGAGUGAAUACGAAAACAAACAAGUGGGGCCACCCCAAGUGACCCUGGGCUUCAAAAUUGCUACGCUACCAAAAUGCGUCCCUCACCGGCUUUGUUGUCGGUCCUGUUUGGCACCAUUUUCGGUGUCUUUGGUGCAUCGCUGAGUAAAUCACUCCUUUCGCAAGCUCCCGACGAAUGCCGGUGGUCCGGUUACAGUGAAGACGAUCUAACGCUCGUGUGUAGACUAAGAACUAUUAACAGUGAGCUGGAGAAUACCAAUUUUAGUGUACUGCAUCCUGAAAACACCGUCCGACUUCGGUUACAGUGUAACGAUGGACUGUUUUUCCAAUCCAGCAUCAGCCCUGGCAGCUUCCGACAGCUGUCCGAACUGCGAUCGCUCUCAAUUGAGUAUUGCAAAAUAGCGAAUCUCAGCGAUGGAUCCUUUCGAGGUCUUAAGGAGCUUAUGAACUUGACACUUCGGACGCACAACACCGAUUGGUCAUCGGUUAGUCUGGAGAUCGCGCCGCAUGUCUUCAACUCUGAGCUGUCGAAGCUCGAACAGCUUGAUCUAAGUCAGAACAACAUGUGGUCCAUACCUGAUGGCAUGAUUUGUCCACUGACAAAGCUGCAAUAUCUGAACCUGACACAGAAUAGGCUGCGAGAUUUGUCAGUGUUCCAUUUUAGUGCUUCUUUGAGCACGCGGCUCUCCAAGAAAUGUGGAGGCUCAAUAACGAUUCUCGAUCUAUCACACAAUAACAUCGACAAUCUGCCACCAGCCAUCUUUUCCGGUCUUGGGAAACUGACUGAACUGCGCCUGCAGAACAACGGCCUCAACUUCAUUGCCGAUCGCGCUUUGGAAGGCCUCCUCUCGCUCUCCAAACUCGACAUUUCUCUAAACCGGCUAUCCAACCUUCCUCCAGAGCUCUUCUCCGAAGCCAAACACAUCAAGGAAAUCUAUCUGCAAAACAACAGCAUCAACGUUCUGGCCCCUGGAAUCUUCAGUGAACUCCAACAGCUCCUCGUUCUUGAUAUCUCCAACAACGAACUUACCUCCGAGUGGAUCAAUCCAGCUACCUUCAAGGGUCUUUCCCGGCUGAUACUCCUCGACUUGGCCAACAACAAAAUUUCCAAACUUGAACCAUCCAUCUUCCGGGACCUGUUCAGUCUUCAAAUCCUACGACUCCAGGACAACUUCAUCGAAACCAUCCACGAAGGCACCUUUUCUGAACUAACCGCACUACAUACCUUGGUCAUUUCAAACAAUCGCCUUUCGAACAUUGAGUACUUCUCCUUCCAAGGCUUGAGCCGUCUGACCCUCCUAUCGCUGGACUACAAUCGGAUAUCACGGAUUGAUCGGGUAGCUUUCCGGAACUUAUCCACGCUACACGAUCUGCACCUGAAUGGUAACAAGCUGUUGCAAGUCCCGGAUGCACUGUACGAUGUCCCACUGCUGAGAACCCUAGAUCUGGGUGAGAACCACAUCAGCAAUAUAGACAACGCGAGCUUCAAGGAGAUGUUUCACAUGUACGGUUUGAGGUUGACCGAGAACAACGUUGAAACGAUUCGGAAGGGUACGUUCGAUGCGAUGAAGUCACUGCAGAUUCUGAACUUGUCCAAAAAUCGACUGAAGAAGGUUGAUGCGGCGUGCUUCGAUAACAACACCAAUCUGCAGGCGAUCCGUUUGGAUGGGAACUAUCUGACGGAUAUUUCGGGGUUGUUCACGAAACUUCCGAAUCUGGUUUGGUUGAACAUUUCCGAUAACCAUCUGGAGGUGUUUGAUUAUGCGUUGAUACCGACAGGGCUGCAGUGGUUGGAUAUUCAUGCGAACAAGAUCGCCGAGCUGGGGAAUUACUUUGAGAUCGAGAGCCAGCUGGCGUUGAGUACGAUCGAUGCAAGUUCGAACCAGCUGACGGAGAUUACGGGCAGUGCCAUUCCGAAUAGUGUGGAGUUGCUGUAUUUGAAUGAUAACUUGAUAUCGAAGGUGCAGUCGUACACGUUCUUCAAGAAGCCGAAUUUGACACGGGUGGAUCUGUUUGGGAAUAAGAUAACUACGUUGGAUCCGAAUGCGUUGCGGAUUUCGGCGGUGCCAGACGACAGGGCGUUGCCAGAGUUUUACAUCGGAGGAAAUCCGUAUCAGUGCGAUUGCAAUUUGAACUGGCUGCAGAAGAACAAUGUGGACUCGAGAACGCAGCCAAAGCUGAUGGAUUUGGAUAGCAUCUACUGUAAGCUGUUGUACAAUCGAGGGAGGACGUAUGUGCCGCUGGUGGAGGCAUUGCCGAAUCAGUUUUUGUGCAAGUACGAGACGCACUGCUUUGCACUGUGCCAUUGCUGUGAUUUCUAUGCGUGCGAUUGCAAGAUGGAGUGCCCGGCGAGGUGCACGUGUUAUCACGAUCAGAGUUGGACGUCGAAUGUGGUGGAUUGUUCACGAGCAGGGUAUGAGGAGCAACUGCCCGAGCAGAUCCCAAUGGACUCGACGCAAAUCUAUUUGGAUGGAAACAAUUUCCGGACGUUGAGUAGCCAUGCAUUUUUGGGACGAAAGAAGUUGAAGGUGCUGUUUUUGAACAACAGCAAUGUGGAGAUGAUUAGCAAUCGGACGUUCUACGGGCUGAAGGAAUUGGAGAUUUUGCAGUUGGAUCACAAUCAGAUUACGGGAUUGAAUGGAUUUGAGUUUGUCGGGUUGGAUCGGCUGAAGGAGUUGCUGUUACAGUUCAAUAAGAUAUCAACGAUCGCGAAUCAUAGCUUUGAUCAUUUGCCCAACUUGAGGGUUUUGAGGCUGGAUCAUAAUAGGAUCGUGGAGUUUAACAUGUGGCACUUGCCGAAACAGUUGACGGAUUUGCGGCUGGCAUCCAAUCCAUGGUCCUGCGAUUGCGAGUAUGUGGAGAAGUUCCGCGAGUAUUUGAAAACGUACGACUUUGUGAGGGAUAAGGUGAAGGUACGUUGUUCAGCAACGAUCACAUCGGGAAAUGACACGGCCAUGAUUGUUGGAGGAGCGGUAAAUGGGUCUGCAACGGGGGCUUCUGCUGUUAUUCCGAAGGGAGUCCCGGAUGGCAGUGGGGAGUCGAAUGGGGUUGGAGUUGGUGGAUUCUUGAUUUAUUUGGACAACAGUACGACACUGUGCAGCGGAGCGGUGCCACUCGAUAACAUCAUCAACGGAAACUUGACGUCGCGCAAGACUGUGCUAUCGCCUCCACCGAUCGAAGGUUAUAUCCCGCUGCUGGUGGCUGCGCUCUGUGGUUUCACGGUGAUCAUCAUCAUGACGCUGAUUAUGUUCGUAUUUCGGCAGGAGAUGCGUGUUUGGUUUCAUUCUCGGUUCGGAGUGCGGCUGUUUUACCGGAAUGCCGAUAUGGACAAGAACGAGAGAGAUAAGCUGUUCGAUGCUUUUGUGUCGUACAGCUCGAAAGAUGAAGCAUUUGUUGCGGAAGAAUUGGCACCCAUGUUGGAGAAUGGUGACCCUUCGUACAAACUGUGCUUGCAUUAUCGGGAUUUUCCCGUGGGUGCGUACAUAGCCGAUACGAUCGUCCAGGCAGUGGAGUCAUCCCGGAGGACGAUCAUGGUCUUAUCGGAGAAUUUCAUCAAAUCCGAGUGGUGUAGGUUCGAGUUCAAAUCUGCGCACCACCAAGUGCUGCGAGAUCGACGAAGGAGGCUGAUUGUGAUCUUGCUCGGAGAGGUUCCUCAAAAGGACCUGGAUCCGGACAUUCGGUUAUACCUGAAAACCAACACCUACCUUCAGUGGGGUGACAAGCUGUUUUGGGAAAAACUUCGAUUCGCGCUACCGGACGUGCCAAACAACCAAAGGCGUCGGCAGCAGCAAUCGAUCAAUAUGACUCAUUCCAACUUUCGAAACAACUACCAGCUCACUCGAACGCCAAAUAAUAGGAAUAACACCAGUAACCAAUUGAUCAUGCUCCAACAGCAGCCACCACAACCAGACCCCAGACUGCGGCAACAGCAGCAGCAAGAGCAUUCUUCUCUUCAGCAGCAACCACUUCCGCUGCCUGGACUUGCGCAGCAACCGCAACCACCACAACUGUUGCAACAUCAACGCCAGCAACAGCAGCAGCAACAGGAGCAGCAGCAGCGGGGUGCCGGCAAUGCCUCGCCCCGAACAGUGGGGAUCCACAUAUGACCCCGACCUACAGUGUGAUAGUCGGACGAUUUGUAAAAGUGGCAAAACGAACUGAUUAGGUGAAUUUUAGGAAUUCCUCCUUCGAACGCGAAACAAAUGUGAUAUUUAUCGUUAAGUCAGUUUAAAUUAUGAUCCGUACUCGAAGCGAAACCGACCCCAGACGUGUAAAAAGUGACCCCCCUAGAUCUAGAUCAGCUAAGAACGUUGUGUGAAGGCAAACGAAACAAGGUGCAAUUCUGUUCUCUCGGUCUCUCGCCGAAACCUCAAAAAACCCAAACCCCGUCGCAAAAAAUGUACGAAUAGAAGAAGUGACAUUCCUCGGUAGGGAAAGAAACGACCUCCAACGUUGUGACUGGGCUCUAUUCUGGAAACAAAAAAAAAAGUGAGUGAGAGUGGUACCGACGGCAACCCGAAGCUAUCCCCUGUACACAACUCGGUGUCGACCCGAAGAAGAAAAUUAAUGAAGUUCAAGUUACACCACAACAGAUCAGAAAAAAAUGUCCAAACAACCUGUGACUCGACACACAAAGAGGAAGAAAAUUCCGGCGACGACAAACACAAAUCAAAUGCAAAUUCAACCAGAGAGUGGUACAGAGUGAAAUGAGUUCGUAAGUGAUCGUUACAAUCGUGGCGGCGCGCGCGUAGAUCGUCUUUGUCCGGAGGCAAAAAAUAAUUGUUACAUCGUUCCCUGAAGCCCUGGUUCCCAGCCGGUAAUGACGACUUACGUCCCCCCUCCCAGUGUCUCACACAUCGAUCGAAAGAAGAAGCACACUGGAAAACGGUCCGUGCUUGUGGUCGUCGUCGUCUUGUGACAGCCGAAGUCAGCAGAGCAGCGAAAACCACGAAGAUGAAGAAGUGCUGCGCGAUCGCAAUUUAAUAAUGAUAGUGACAUUCUCCGGAGUCGUUACGCUUUCCGUGCGCGCAGCUUGUCACGUCCCCGAACCAGAACUCGCCCGCGUUUGCCGUCCAUCAGAAGGAACUUUAUUACACGAUCAUCAGCAUAAUCAACGGUUUAUUAUACAAUACUCGACGCUCUGCUGGCGAAGUGGUGCGGCGAGGUGCGGUGCGGUGCGUUGGGUGCAUACAAACGUCCAGCGCAGAUCAUCGCCGAGGACACCGGGGACCGAACGGUCAACAAUUACCACACUGCCUCCACCCGUAGCAGCGCCUUCGAAGCACCGGAGGAGGACCAAGAUGCUACCGCAUCGACACCGAGGCUUCUUGUCCGUCGCCAAGGCGCAGAGCAGUGACAGCAACCGCUACCAGUUUCCACGGAGUUCCAGAGCAGCAGCAGAGCAGCGGAACAGGCGAGGCGAGGUGUGGCCGGACGCUGGCCAUUCGACCGACGAGUCGUGUUGUGUUGUGUUGUCUUGUGUGCCAGUCAGUGCAGUUUAGUUUCUUUCUUCAUUUAUUUUUGCACUUAUUACUGUUAUUAUUUAUAUUCUCUGUCCGUGUUCGUGUGUUUGUAUCGUGGUCACAUCAUCCGGAGAACUGGUAGGCGCAAGAAUGGCUUUUAAUAUUUGCUCUUUUGAUAUAGGAAAAAUGGUACCGAGGUGGUGCCGGGAGUGUGCGGAGAAAAACAAAAGCAGCAAGCUAUUUAGGAGACGGCAUUAAAAUAAUCAUUAUUUUGCUCUGUUUGUUAGGUUAGGGUUUGAAUCUGAUUUUAUUAGAGCGAGCCGAGGGAGCAUUCUUUCGAUUCCAUAGGCGUUGUGAUUGCAGCCUCGUUCGGUUCCAAUUGCUAGCGGCAAAUGCCGUAUCUGUUGGUUUGAAGUCGGAAGCGUGGUAGAGCCGAUCUAAUUUCGCUUAGGUGCAAUUCUUCUUUCGAGAAGGUGAACUGUUCCCAGAAUGGAAACCGUUGAUUAUCCUAUUAGCAGAAAGGGGGUAAUUUCAUUGUGACGAAAUUAUGGAAACCGUUCAUCCAGUUACGUGGAUAGCAUCAAAAGACUUUAGGCGACGAACCCGAUUCGGAGGUGGGUUUCUCUGCGUUUCGGAUCUAGGAUACAGUCCAGGAGCAUUCACAAAUCUUCCAAUGAUCUUGGGAAGCGUUUAGAUAGUAAGGUCCGAUGAAAAAGACUUCGGAUCUCAAGGAGAAGUCCUGACGCAAAUUCCAAUUGUCCGUUGACAUUUGAAAUUCUAAAACACAAAACAUCAUGGAAAUGUCAAUGCUCAAAUUACAUAUUUUGUAUUUCUUCACAUAUUAUGCUUUGAGUUUAUAAUAAAUUAUGGACUCGUUUUCACG
Messenger RNA from Aedes aegypti (yellow fever mosquito), 7224 nucleotides. It is a transcript of the gene Tollo, whose product is annotated as toll-like receptor Tollo. The record is from RefSeq and is a predicted model, not a curated record. Gene Ontology annotation, biological process: signal transduction. Gene Ontology annotation, cellular component: extracellular matrix. NCBI's taxonomy places the organism in Eukaryota, Metazoa, Arthropoda, Insecta, Diptera, Culicidae. The transcript has a single exon. Gene Ontology annotation, molecular function: protein binding. The coding region runs from base 954 to 4985 and encodes 1343 amino acids.